UCGGGCAUCUCAAAGCUCACAGCCUCAAAGUAGGAGAUUUUCGCUCCAAAAACCAGAAAAAGGGAAUAAAGAAAAUAAACAAAAAAACUAACCUUUUUGUUAUUUUUUUGGCCUCAUCUCAUGUUUGUUCCUCGUCCAAAUUUUCGUUGUCACUGACAUUUUCUUUCUUGGAGAAGUCCUUUCUUAUUUUCGUGAUUGAAAACUUUGAAAGUGUCGGUAUCAUCCGAUUUCGGGGACAUUCCUGUGAGUUGAAUUGCUCCAUUACGGCUUCUUUCUGCUGCAUUCCAUGAGAUACCGGCGGAAGAGUCGUAUAGAUUUUUCCUCGUCUCAUGAGGAUUGAUUGUAGGAGAUGAGUUGCAGCAACCGAUCGAUCAUUCAUCUUUUGAUGAUCUCUGGGGGAAAAGCAAGAGAAAUAGGAUUGAAAAGAUAGAUUGAUUGGUACGAGGAUAUACAUGAGCGAAAAUGUUCUUCGAUCAGCCAGGUAGAACGUCUCUGCCACCUCCACUGGCAGAGAAGAUAACGGAUGAUCCCGUGACCGUUAAAACUGCCCAGAGCACGGUGACCCUCGCAUACCAGGCCAACAUUGCGGGUUUCUGGCACAACGUGACAGUCGUCUGGUGCAAGAACCUGAUGAACCAUUCCCUCUGCAUCACCAUCGACAGCCUGGAGGGCAACUUUCACUACACGUGCAAGGUCGACCUGAAGCCCUGGCAUUUUUGGAGCAAGAAGGGUUACAAGUCAUUCGAGGUCGAGUCAAAUAGGGUCGAUGUGUACUGGGACCUCCGGUCAGCUAAAUUCUCCAGCAGCCCUGAGCCCUGCUCCGACUACUACGUCGCCCUGGUCUCGGAAGAAGAGGUUGUGCUGCUAUUGGGAGAUUACAAGAAGAAGGCUUACAAGAGGACCAAAUCGAGGCCAGCCCUUGUGGACGCUAUCCUAUUCUACAAGAAGGAGAACGUCUUUGGUAAGAAGAGCUUCUCCACAAGAGCAAGGUUCGAUGAGAGAACGAAAGAGCAUGAGAUCAUAGUCGAGGGCACGACUUCCGGGCCCAGAGAUCCAGAGAUGUGGAUCAGCGUGGACGGGAUUGUACUCAUACACGUGAGAAACCUGCACUGGAAGUUCCGGGGGAACCAGACCGUGAUGGUCAACAAGCUACCCGUCCAGGUAUUCUGGGAUGUCCACGACUGGCUCUUCAAGAGCCCUGGCACAGGUCAUGGGCUAUUCAUCUUCAAGCCGGGGCAGGCCGACUGCGAGAGCGACCGGGAUGGGAGUAGUCGAGGGGAAAACAGCGACAACAGCACUGGAAGCAGGUAUUACCCAGCCCAAACGGGAUUCCCUACCGCGGAGUUUUGCCUCUUCUUAUACGCAUGGAAGAUCGAGUGAGAUUUUGGGAAACAUAGAAGGUCAAUUGAUUUGUUUCCCAGCUGUAAUUGUAAGCCACUCUUGGUAUGUAUGCAUGUAUAGAGUUCAUUGAUCGGGAUUUAUGAUCACAUAGGCAGAAAGUUCUAUUCUUGCUUUUGCUUUUUCUCUUGUUUCAUAUAUAACUAAUUCUCACUUUGCGUAUGAAAUAAGUUUGUAAAUACAAUGCAAUAACCUAUAUUCCCCGAA
Punica granatum (pomegranate) is the source of this 1605-nucleotide messenger RNA. The record is from RefSeq and is a predicted model, not a curated record. NCBI's taxonomy places the organism in Eukaryota, Viridiplantae, Streptophyta, Magnoliopsida, Myrtales, Lythraceae.